Molecule: messenger RNA, 2311 nt
Organism: Linum trigynum
Lineage: Eukaryota; Viridiplantae; Streptophyta; Magnoliopsida; Malpighiales; Linaceae
Source: the annotation of a GenBank genome assembly
CAAAUAGAGUCUCUAUAGCUAAAUCCUCCAAUAUCCCAUCCCAAAGAUUAGUCACAGAAACUACAAGCCAAAAUGCCUCCUUAUCUUUACAAUUCCCCUCCGCCGCCUCCUUCCAACAAAUAUAUCCCUCCUCCAGCGGCGCCACCGCCACCGGAAACUCCUCCCCGUCGUCGUCGCCACCGCCGCCACCAUCCGAAGACGCCACCGUCACAUUGUAACCCUAAGUCUGGUCUACCGUGUCCUCCAAGUAACAGCAAGCCCGCUCCACCACUGCCCUCUCCCCACCCGCCGGCGAGUGCUCCAAAACCGCCACCAUCAUGGUGGGGCCCACCGGGCCACAGCCCAAGCCCAACUCAGCAAGGCCCAACUUCAUCACCGAAACCCCACAAGCCCAACCCUAGAGGCCCAAUCCCUGCGCCCGCACCAGUACCUUCCGGCGGUGGCGGCGGUGCAACUCCACCAUCCGGGGGCAAGCCUCCGUCCCCAUCAAAGGCGGCGGCGCCACCAGGGGCCUCCACUCCUAGGGGCCCAAUCCCUGCACCGGCACCAGUACCCUCCGGCGGCGGCGGCGGUGCAACUCCACCGUCCGGCGCCAAGCCACCGUCCCCCUCAAAGGCGGCGGCGCCACCUGGGGCCAGCACUCCUAGAGGCCCAAUUCCCGCACCUGCACCAGUACCUUCCGGCGGCGGCGGCGGCGGUGCAACUCCACCGUCCGGCGCCAAGCCUCCGUCCCCUUCAAAGGCGUCUCCACCUAAACCGAGCGUCGGCGGCUCCCCACCGGUGCUCCCGCCGUCCUAUAGCAACGCGCCACCUGGACGCGUUCCGCCAGCUGGCUCCGUGCCCCCGUCUUCAAACGAGGUGACGGUCCCUCCACGUGGCGGCGGCGGCGGAGGUGGUGGAAACAACCACACGACGGUGAUUGCGGUCUGCGUGUCGCUUGGAGGUGCGUUUUUCGUGGCGUUCCUGCUGGUUGGGUUGGUGUGCUUGGCUAAGAAGAGGAAGAAGAAGGUUCUGGUUCCGGUGGUUGCUGCUCAUCCGCAUGGUCACGGCGGCGGUGGCGGCCACGUGGGGGCGGCGGCUGCUGCUCCGCAUGCCCACGGUGGACCAGCUCCUUGUUAAUAUGCUAAUUGCUAAAGGCUAAAGCCAUGUGUAUUGUUUUUUAAUUUUUAUUUUUCAUAACUCCACGUUUACUAUAAUCGCCAACUUGGUGGUGUCAAUGUUUUUUUUUUGUUCGUGAUUAAUGUCAAUGUUUUUUAGUCAAAUAAAAAUUUGUGUUUUAGUGACCAAUUAUAUUAUUUAAAUGAUGAGUCCAUAAUCGUGCUUACGAGCUGUGAAGUUCAUUAAUCAACGAGCCGAACGGCGUCUGAAUUUCAUGUUUUUAUGGAUAAAUAAAUGGAUUGGUGCAUUAUAUAUUUACAUGUGGGCACAUGGAUUUAAAAAUAAAAUCGAACGACGUCGUUAUGACAAUGAGAUGAAUUUUCAUUAUAUUUCGACAAAAAAAUUACAUAUCACUCCUUAUCACUUUGGUAUCAUCUUUGUUUUAAUUUAAAUUUUGAAAUUUUUACACAAAAGGAACGAGUUAAUCGUGAACUAUUAGAUCUAAAAAUUUAUUGGUAAAAAUAUAGAACCAAAAAAUACCACCUCAUAUCACAUUGGUAUAGCAGUAGUGGUACUUGUUGUGGUAAACACUGAUGAAUGUGGUAAAUGACAGUUCAUAUAUUCAUGUUAUCAUGUAUUCAAUUAUCUUACACUAUCAUAUGUUCAUACCACCAUGUGAUAGGGGAAAGUUUAAAGGUCUUUCAUAAAUGGUGAUACAUGACAUGUUAUGCGUGUUUAUUGAUCAUAAGAUUACUGACUUUAACUAGGGGUGAAUAAAAAUAUCCGCAAACUUACCCGUCCACCCAACUCACUCGUAUCACUAAUAUUAAGGUUUAAGGCCGUAUGAGGAUUUUAUUUUGUACAACCAACCUCUUUUGGGUCAGGUGUUGAUUUUGGAUUACGCAACCCGUAAAACACGAUCCAACCGGUGUUCCAACUAUUGUCAUAAGUGUUCAUAUCCAAAACAUAUUUGUGUCGUAUAUAAGCAUGCUUGUGAGACAAUUAAGAUAUUUUAUCAUAUUUUUCUCUUGUAGACUCCCUAACCUAAUUCAUUCUUCGACUUAAAAUUUAAACGGGUUCAAUAUAGGUUAUGUUUGACGUAAUAUUUUUGUUACAAUUUUAGAAGAAUAACAUACUAUGGAUAUGUUCGCUUAUAGCAUAUCUACCUUCUUUCGACAAAUUAAUGUUCGUGGAAUAAAGUAGAUAAAUGUUG